AUGGCUCCAGUGAAACGUCAGCGGGCGGCUUUGGACGCUGCAUCCUCCAUCAAUGAUGAUGGUAUUGAUUCGAGAAAACGGCGUCGCACCUCGGCAAGCGUAUCGUCAGAGAAUACCGAACAAAGUGAGGUUCUGGGCGUCGAUCUAACUAGGCAAUCCGUCGGGUUGGAGCUUGAUGAUGAAGACGAGCUAGAGCUGCAGGCAACUCAGAUAAUUCAAGAAAAAUAUUCCUCCUGCGGCGAUGAACCAAAUGUACCAGCAGAUCAUGGCAUUAUUGAGCGGGUGGAUUGCUAUAAUUUUAUGUGCCAUGAACACUUCUCCGUCGAACUUGGACCGCUUAUCAAUUUCAUUGUCGGCAAAAAUGGCAGUGGUAAAAGUGCAAUUCUUACGGCUAUUACCUUGUGUUUGGGAGGCAAGGCAUCUGCCACGAAUCGAGGGCAAAGUUUGAAGAGUUUCAUCAAAGAGGGAAAAGAAUCUGCUACCAUAAUUGUACGGAUAAAAAACCAGGGUGAUGGUGCCUACAUGCCCGAAGAGUAUGGCAAGUCUAUAAUUGUGGAACGCCUUUUCUCGAGGAACGGCACCAGUGGCUUCAAAAUCAAAAACGAGGCUGGGCGCAUAGUAUCAACAAAAAAGACUGAAUUGGACGCCAUCACGGAUUUCUUCUCACUGCAGAUCGAUAAUCCUAUGAACGUUCUUUCCCAGGACAUGGCCCGUCAAUUUUUAAGCACCUCCAGCCCUGCUGAAAAAUACAAAUUUUUCGUGAAAGGCGUUCAGCUCGAACAACUUGACCAUGAUUAUCGCCUGAUCGAAGAAUCGAUUGAUCAGAUCGAACAAAAGCUUAGAAAUCGGAAGGAUGAUGUCAAAAUUUUAGAAAAUCAGAAAGAGCGGGCAAACAGACGAUUAGAAAUUUCUGAUCAGCAUGCUUCUCUUAGAGAACGGAUCAGAAAUUUGCGGAGGCAGAUGGCCUGGGCUCAAGUUGAAGAGCAAGAAAGAAUCCGCGACUCUUUGGACAACGAGAUUGCCAAAGCCGAUGAAAUGAUUGCUGCGGCCGAAGCGGAGGUCGCGAGACUUGAUAUUGCUUUUCAAGAAGCUGAGCGGGAGUUUGAAGUUGCUGCCCAGGUUUUAAGCGGAACAAUUGCCGAUCUCGAGAGGGCACAGGAUGAAAAAAAAGAAAUAAAAUCUCGAAUAGAUGAGGAAAUGAAUGAGCGUCAUGAUAUGCAGGCUCAGCAACGGUCGAUACGCGAACAUGUCAAGGCAGCUGAAUCACGGAUUAAGGAUAUUGAGCGAGACAUCGCUCAAGAGAGCCAGCGUCUGGCAGAUGUAAACGGUGGAAGCUAUGUUCGAAGGCAGGAGGAACUUGAACAGAAGAAGUCUGAAGCAGUUCGGGCUCGACAACGCUAUGAAGAGCACCUGCAAGAUGCGCACCGCCUUCGGGAGGAUAUUCGAAAAGCGGAAGAAGAAGUAAAACGGAAUAGUGCACCUAUUGCCAAGCAGAAGGCGGACAUUGAGCAGGCCGAAGCACUACUCAAAAGCCUCAUGAAGGAUCGUGGCUCACAGGAUGCGGGUUUCCAUGAAAAAAUGCCAAUGCUCUUAAGAGCAAUCCGUCAGGAGACAUCCUUUAGUCGGCCUCCUGUUGGCCCGAUAGGCCACCAUGUAAGGCUGUUGAAGCCAAAAUGGUCUGCAAUCCUGGAGAACGCGUUCGGCACGACCCUGAGCAGUUUCAUUGUUACUUCCAAACGGGACAUGAAUAUUCUGUCCGACAUCAUGCAAAGGGUCAACUGCGUUUGCCCUAUAUUUAUCGGGAACGAAGGAAAGAUUGAGACUGCCGAACAUGAACCAGACUCACGUUUUGAUACUGCCUUGAGAGUUCUUGAGAUCGACAAUGACUUAGUCCGUCGGCAGUUAAUUAUCAAUCAUGGUAUAGAACAAAUGCUUCUUAUCGAAGACUUGGAGGAGGCUUCGGCUGUCCUUUUUGAGGACCCGCGCCCAAAAAAUGUGAAGCGGUGUUAUAGCAUCGACAAAGCGGAUCGGCGGCGAGGCAUUCACCUGUCUUACAGUCGAACCGGGGAGCCUAGUCAGACUCCUGUACCUGCUUAUACGGGCAGACCCCGCAUGAGAACCGACAUAGAUUCCCAAAUCAGACUCCAACGUGAGACGAUUGCGGUACUCAAAGACACAAUGAAUGAAAUGGAGCAGAGGCUAGCUGCGUCGCAGUCCAAAUUGGAACGUUGCAAACAAGCACUUUCCAGGCAUCAAAGGCAAGAAAAUGAGCUGCAAAUUGCACUCCAGAGGAUCGAGGACCAAGUGGAAGAGCUCAGUGACGCCUUGGACAGGGACAGUGUAGCAGACGGGCGUUUGGAGGCACUCAAAGCUGCUCUCCGAGAGGCCGAGGAAGAAAAGCGUCUUAACCAAAGUUCAUAUGAUGACAGUGUCGCCGCUAUGAAUGACAUUAUGGAAAAAUUGAAAGCUUCCAGGCGUGAACUGCGUGCAAAAGACGACGAGAUUGCUGCUCUUGAAGAGAAAGUCAAGAUUGCUGAACAUGAAAACGAGAAAGUUCUAGGUCAGCGAAGGAAGGCUCUUGGUGAUAAGAAUGCUGCGGUUGUGCGAGUCGAUGAUCUCAAGCAGGACAAAGCCAGGAUCGUCAAUAAACGAGAACAAAUCAUUACUCGCAUACUUGACUACAGUGAGAAAGCCAGCCUGGUGUCUCCCAGAGUCACCGUCGAUGAGGGUGAAACUCCGAAUAGCCUUGACCAGAAGCUUGACAGACUUAAUAAGGACCUGCAACGCUUUAACGAACAGAUGGGCGCUUCAAGAGAAGAAAUUGCAGCGGAGGCAAUGAGAACACACAAUGCCUACGAGCGUGCUCAGCAACAAGUUGCGGAACUUGAAGCACUUGCAGAGAUUUUCAAGGCAACUCUGCGCAAUCGGCGCGAUCGAUGGAAACAAUUCAGAGCUCAUAUCUCUUCCCGGGCGAAGGCACAAUUUACAUAUCUUCUCAGUGAAAGAAGUUUCCGCGGCCGUCUUCUGGCUGAUCAUGAAAAUAAACUUUUGGAUCUGCAGGUUGAGCCAGAUAUUACAAAGGAUAGCACCGGCCGUGGUGCAAAGACUUUGUCUGGCGGGGAAAAGUCGUUUUCACAAGUCUGCCUUCUGCUAUCGCUCUGGGAAGCUAUGGGCUCUCCUAUUCGCUGUCUCGACGAGUUCGACGUGUACAUGGAUUCUGUCAAUCGAAAAAUGGCUAUCGAUAUGCUUCGAGAAGAUCAAUUGGGCGACAAUUCAUCCUCAUUACCCCAGGCUCAAGGGCGGAGAUAA
This is a messenger RNA of Rasamsonia emersonii CBS 393.64, 3309 nucleotides long. RefSeq names its product DNA repair protein Rad18. The transcript is spliced from 13 exons. NCBI's taxonomy places the organism in Eukaryota, Fungi, Ascomycota, Eurotiomycetes, Eurotiales, Trichocomaceae. The record is from RefSeq and is a predicted model, not a curated record. Gene Ontology annotation, biological process: double-strand break repair via homologous recombination. Gene Ontology annotation, cellular component: nucleus; Smc5-Smc6 complex; site of double-strand break. Bases 1 to 3309 code for a protein of 1102 amino acids. Gene Ontology annotation, molecular function: single-stranded DNA binding; damaged DNA binding; ATP hydrolysis activity.